CUUGUGAAGAAAAGUUAGUUUAAUAAUUUUAUUUAAAAAAAUAAAAUAAAAUUGGGAGGGUAAUAGUCGUUAAGAAAUUAACGAACGGAUUAUUAGUCAUUGAGAUCGGAGUGGGAGAGAAAACAAGAAAGAAAGAGAGAGAAUUUUUUUUUAGCAAAAGAAUGGUGGCGAUUUCGCUCUACAGAGGAAACCUUCACAGAGUACCAGACGUUCCACGUCGAUGGCUUAUGCCAAACCCUCAAAUCUCUCUCAAAGAUUUCAGAGUCCUCUUGACUCGCCGUUCCAGAGCCCUAUCUCGUAUCCGCUCCUCCUCUUCCUCCGCCGCGCCAACCACCGCAACCAUCACCACCACCAUCUCUAACCCUAACCCUAAUCCUAAUCCUAUCGAUACCAAUUCCGUUCCCAACCAGCUCAGUGAAGCACCGAAAGAAGAGAGCAAUGCUUCUCGUUCCGAAGCUCCAUUGGGAGAUGAGAAAUUGAUUGCGGAUUGCGGGGAAGGGCCCUCAGUGGAGAAUAAGGAUAGGAAUGGAGUAGUAGAAUUUGAUGGUUUUCCGACGGAACCCGUUAAUGGAUCCGUUUCUUUGCCGGAUCCUAAACCCGAUGCUGCAGAGAGAGCUUCGGAUCCGGUGGAAGGAGGUUCCAAUUCGCGAGGUGUUCCGGUCGAGAAAGUUGAUGAAUUGCCUAACUCUAACUUGGAGACAAAAAAGAAAGACGAUGCAAUGAAUGACAAACUGAAAAGAAAAGUAGAGGUUGAGGAGAAGUUGGAAAUUCUGAAUGGCAAAAAACAUAAUCUGGUACAAUUGUUGAAACAGAUUUUAAAUGCAGAGGAGGAAUUAAAGAGACGGAUUUGUAUGCAAGGAAAUGCAAUUCGGCCGUCUGUUCCUCUUCAAGUGGAUGCCUCCAAUGAUUCUGGGUCAAUGACUAGGCACUUCACUCCUAGGAUGGGCUCUGAGACAAAUCUUAAUGGUGAUCUGGAGGGACAAAUGUUUCGGAUGAAUAGUACAUCGCCAUCUUCAGAGUCUCCUAUUCGAAGGCCAGCCUAUAUCCAGCACAAUGUGGUUCCACACCCAUCUCGAGCAACUUUUGGGGCUACUGGUAGUCCAUCACGCUUUGCUCCCAUAGGGCACCAGGGGCAUCCUGCAAAUUUACCCACAUUAUCUGUGUCAGGAACAAAUUAUAUUGCAUCCUCUCCAUCUCCUGCAGCAUCUGGUGGGACUUCUACUUUUAGAGAUUCUCGUUUGCCAAGUCCAUGGAAUUAGAUUUAUGUUAUCUGCAACUUCUAUAUGAUACGGGGUUCGUUUUUUUUUUUUUUUUUUUUUCCCCAACUACUAGCAUGAGUACUGUCUUCUGGUUGAAGAUGUUAGGUAUACUGAGGUCUCGUAGGUCCAUGGCCGGGUAAAGAGCAAGACCACUGAAUGCCUUUGGCUGGGGUUUGGGAAAGAAAGGGCCCGUUGUAAGAAUGUUUAUGUUAAAUAUAUGAUAUAUAUAUAUAUAUAUAUACACGCUA
Messenger RNA from Ziziphus jujuba (common jujube), 1507 nucleotides. RefSeq lists its product as uncharacterized. NCBI's taxonomy places the organism in Eukaryota, Viridiplantae, Streptophyta, Magnoliopsida, Rosales, Rhamnaceae. Gene Ontology annotation, cellular component: chloroplast. The transcript has 4 exons. The record is from RefSeq and is a predicted model, not a curated record. Bases 162 to 1259 code for a protein of 365 amino acids.